Molecule: messenger RNA, 356 nt
Organism: Puccinia graminis f. sp. tritici CRL 75-36-700-3
Lineage: Eukaryota; Fungi; Basidiomycota; Pucciniomycetes; Pucciniales; Pucciniaceae
Exons: 2
Coding region: 1-276 (91 amino acids)
Source: RefSeq, a predicted model, not a curated record
AUGGGGUUCAGAGCCCGCCGGUCGGGAAGGCCACCACAUUUGGUUUCCGUUAAUGGUGGUAAUAUUGCUGGGGAUUGGCACUGGACCACUGGUAGCAUUGGCGGUUUGUGCUUGGUUGCAGUUUGCGGCGCUUGCCUCUGGCUGCGGUUGGGCUGCGCACUGCGCGUUCCGUGGCUCCUUUCUUCAGCCGCGCCGUGGACUUUUCUCAUGGUCCACCUCGAGGUCCUCGGCUGCGCUGCCGGUAAAAACCAAGUAAUCAGUGCCGGCAACAAUUGACCCGGUCCGGGACCCGGCAAUCCGAGCACAUCGAUCAAUCAGACAGGUGUGUCCGGCCGGUACAAUAGCAUAUGUGAGGC